UCCAUCACUUUAAGAUAACCGUAUUGCAAAUAUUCCUUUUGAAUAUAAUUUGUCACGAGUAAGUUGUCAUGACUAAACAACACGAAAAUAGUGACUCCCACUCAGAAACAAAGUUUCUGAAACAAAACAGGAUAUGGUACGCGCACCUGAAAAUUAAAUAAUACGCCCUUCGUCGACGUCACGACCGGACAUCUCAAAAUAAAUGUGCAGAUACAAAAUUUGAUGGAAUUUUGUUUUGAGAAACUCUCGACGAUAGACAGCAUGUCCCUACAGCUUCUUGGCAGUAGAGAAUUAGAGUAUUUAAUUUGCCUGCCCACCCUUUACUGUUGUGUUUCUUCACGCACAAUAGGUGGUUAUUUGUCAAGGCGUUGACACAAACAAUACGUCAAUCAAAUCGGGUGUUGGGAUAGUUUCCUGGGGCCUAGUCUCCUUGGAUUUGUCAUUUUCUAGACAUCAAGCUGUUACGGAAAAUUUCCUCGCUCGAGGCUGAAAUGAGUACUUCUGUUCUAUGUACUCAAUUAAACCGUGAGUGCGUCCAAUAUCUGUGCCGUGGUCGCUAAUAUAUCUCAUGGCAAUGGCGCUUUCUGACGGUGUUAAUACAACUGGCGAGAACAGGCGAAGGAUUCUCCGGCGAUUCCUGGCUCGCAAGAACAAGAAGGGAGCGAUCAAAGGUACAAGCUAGGCUUGUAAAAUUAUUUGACCCGAGAUGUUAAGGAAUUUCAACUCGCAUUGCUUACAUUUUAUAUACUGUCAUUAUUCAGAGCUGUCGCAGACUAUAUGUUUUUUUGUUUUGGUUCUCAUACGCUUGCUAGCCUCCGUUCAGGGUUAAUUGUCUCACCUUAGUUUUUUCCUUAGCACACAGAAAGAAAACUACCUGGAUGUGAAAACAUUUCAUGAGUUAAGAAUUCUACCAUGUCUCCGUCUCAGUUGCCAAUCAUCUCUUUCACCAGUGUUACAAAUUGCAACGAUAUACAGCUGUAGUAAGAUUCGGCGAAAAAAAAAAAUCAGUUUGUUGCGAAAUUGGUCAAAGAUUGCCUAGCACUUGGCAAGAGACCGGUCGGUCAUCAAGGAGUUCAUCAGUAAGAAGGCAUAAGUAGAAUUCCAUUAACUCGCUAAUUGUGUGACAUCGAUUUUUUGGGGGAAGGUAAUAACUUUGAGUGGGGCUCUAAACCCCGUACAUGCUUGACCAUUGCAGCGGAAAGGUUCAAGCGUGAUUAAACAAAACCCUCCUGAUUUUUGAAUGCGAUUGGAUUGAAAAUCGUAAGCGGACAAAGCAAUACACAGAGGAAUAUAAACAGCGAACCACGGCCAUUCAUACGUUCAGUAUUUGUUUUGCUUGCAUAGCCGCAAAGUCUUGAUUUGAAUAAAAUCUGAAUAGGCCUACUCACGUGACGAUGGAUGGAUCUGUUUAAGGAAUCCACUGUUCCGUUAAGUAAAUUUAGUUAAAUUUAAUCGAACCUCUGCUGUUGUAUUCGGUGAGACCGUUUUCGCGGUUCUCUCCGCCUUCCUGUGAGUUUGCCGCGAAGAUCGUUCAAACAGAAUGCGACCCAUCUUGCGCGCCAACCAUGCGUGAAAUGACAAGUAAGUCCGAAAAAAAAUUAGCCAUAAAUCAACGUGUUUCUGUAAAAUAUCAACGCUGUUUCACGUUGUUGCCUCUUUUCAAUAGAUCGCCGGCGAAAAUAUCAGGUCUUGUUCUCUGUGAUGUGUUUCAAGUGUUGUUAAUCGCAGAGAUAUUGUGUGUUGCGGCAUCUUAAGUAGCAAUUGUUUUUCGAGGGCAUGUGGGUUUCAAGAAGUUAAUUUGCAAAUUUUUUUUCUUACAUAUUUUCUCAUUAACCGGCGACAAGAUGUUUUGUUUGUUUGCUAUGUCAGAGGUUUUGGUAGUUUAGUCCUUGUAUCCUUAAGAUGGGAGAAAGCAAACAGAACUAUGCGGGAGGCUGCAAUUAUCUCGAAGUACGCUUCUUACUGAAUUUGAAAUGUUUGUUCCCAUAAUCGCCCUUGGUUAUCACCUUACUGUCAUAAAUUAUUUUCAGAGAAAUAGAAAUUCAGCUGUUUUGUUCCUAUAGCAAGUUUUUGUUACAGCCUACAUCCUGUAAGAACAUCUCUGUGGACUCUUGUUUGCGCUGGUAUCACUGAGCCUAACCUUCCUGUCUUGUCAGUGCCAUGUUUGACAGCCAAGCGUCACACUUAGUAUCGAAUGAUGGAUGACCGCAACCUAAACUGACAUGUGCGAUUGUCUUGGGUAAACCCUUGAAUAUUAAGAUGGCUGAACAAUUUUUCAUGUCAAAAUGCAAAACUGACAAAUGCUUUAAAAAGUCAAAAGUUGCAAUGAUUGUGAUUUGUUUGAAAGCCGCAAACCGCUCAGUGAGAUUUUUUUAACCACGCAUUGACAUAUUGUACUGUAUUUACGUUGAGCGUGUACAUGUGAUAAAUAUUUAUAUGUACUAUGGCAGUAUGCAUCAAAGAAUUUUGGUACUGGACUUUUAUAUUACCGGUAAUCUUAUUCCCUGCUUUUAGUCUUGAAGAUAGAAACAGCUCAUUUCCUUGCAGAAUAACCAGUGACCCUAAAGUGUCAUGUCUCUUGUUUCUGGAACUAAAAAGAGUAGAAUUCUGAUUGCUUGAGUUUUAAAUUGUGAUCAUAUUAUUAUAUUAAACAAGGGUGAAAGUUUUCAGUGCAUUAGAGACUCUGUUUUCAUAGAAAAUAGCUAAUAUUAAUUUUUAAACACACUGUAAAACACCAUCUUCAGUUUUUAGUAUUAAUUAUGGAAUACUUGUCUGCAAAGCCACCAUGUUAGUGUCAGUGAUUUGCUACACUGUGCUUUAUGAAAAAUAUUCAAUAAAAUGCUCAAAAGCUCCAAACAAGUUUCUGAAUCUCGCCUAGCAUAAACAUUUUGUGCAAAGCUUACACUUCCUUGUUUACGAAAGAAAAAUAAGUCACUGGGGGUCAUAGAAUACAGCCCUGCUCCAAAUAUCACAGUGUCUGCCUCAGUUAACUGUGAGUUUUGUUUCUAUUUGCAAAUUUAAGUAACAUAACUAUUGCAAUUUUGCCCUUGUAUUUGUGUGAAAAUGAACACCAUGAUGCUUUCCCAUAUAAUUUGAUUUUAAAAUAAUCCACUCCAAUGUCUCUGUAAAGUAUGAGUGGACAUCCUUUGAACCAGUUUAAGUUACCUACCUUGUAGGUGGGUCUCUCAGAAAUUUCUAAAUGGUACACACAGCAUCCAUUGCAAAACCUUUCUUUGCUUCCCUGCAGAAUUAGAGGCUCUGGAAGCAUGCUACUGGUUAAAAGCUGCAGGAUUUCCACAAUAUGCACAAGCCUAUGAAGGUAAACACCAUAAAAUAUUAACUGUGCAUAUAAUCUCACUUUUGACCAGCUCUGUGAAAGCAACAGUCAAAAUGAAAGUUGUGACAAAAUUUUCAUUAAAAAUCAGCAGUCAGUCACAAUACCUCCCACACCACAAAGAAGGGGGGAUUUUAACCUGAAAUUUUCUUGUCAUGAAAAAACUGGAAAUGUUAGUAUUUUAUCUCACUAAUAAUUUGCUUUAUACCUCUCUCGUGACCACCAUACAUCUUAGUGUUUUAGUGAAUAUUUCCAGAACAUUCAAUUGUGGUUUUAAGACCCCUGUAUUUACACUAACUACCAGUACAUGUACUUGUUAUCCUACUUAUCAUUUUUUUUCCUACUAAAUUUUUUUUCCUACUAAACACAAGAUGAAAUUUAAUCUUUAAUUUCCAACAAGUCAUUUGCUAGGGCUGUCUUGUACAGAACCCAUUAUUAGAAAUGCUGACAAUAGAUUCUAUGCUUCAUUCAUGAAUCAGAUGGAAAGUUUCCCAUUGAUACAGCAACUGUUAUCAAGGAACAUGACUUCCUGGAUCAGGAUUCAAUCCAAUCCUUAUACAGGUAAUGACAGGCACGGAUCCACAAUGGUUUCCAUCAUUUUAUGGAAAUCAGUUAGAUUUUUUAUAAUAAAUAGUUAAAAAAAAACUUCCCAAGUUGAAAUCUGGAAAAUGGUUUGGACAAAUGUUUUUUUGUUUUCCAAUUCUCAGGCAUUAGAUCCCCCGAAGGGAAAUGCUCCCCUCCCCCCUUCCAAUGGCUCAAAAACCCAGGAAUGGGGACUUUUAUUAGGAAGUUCAAAUUUAAAGAACUUCCCAGGGGAGCAUACCCCCAGUGGACCUCGCUAAAAGCAAAACUGAUUUUUGGUCUCAUAGCUGCAUUUGAGAGUGGGUAUCCAGAUUUUGCAAAUACACUACCCUUCUAAUUUCCCUGGAUCUAUCAGUUACUUUAUUAUGUUACUGAAAUGCCAUGUUCACUUUUAUAGGCGUCUUCAAACACUUAAUCGAUGUGCAAAAAUGAAUCUCCACAUCAAGGUAAAAAAACAUAGCUCUUUACCUCUUACUCCUUUCUUUUUGUUGGUUUGUUGUUGCUCAAAACAGCAUUUGAGAAUGCUGUCAACCCAUGAUGGCAACAUGAAGAUGGUGACCUAAAACACUAUCUAGAAGAAUAAUGUAACAGACCAUUAUUCACAGUCAUUGGACUACCCUGCAAGAUCUUGCACACUACCAUUGGACUGGACUGUUUUUCUUUCUCAACAUUUUGAUUUUCUGUAAUUGUGGGUAAGGGGUAGAAAAUUAUUCACUUCUGCUAACUCUUAGCAUUAUCCUUUGAACAGAGUGAUGGCUAUGACUCAGAUGAGGAAGACUUGAUUGCCUUAAGUUCACGCUGGAAACUUCAAAAUAAAAAUCGGCGGUGGUCAAGCAGAAGGAAUGGUUCACCAUCACUCUCAAAAGGAAAAGGUCCAUCAGGUUUAAGCAGUUCACAUAAUGGGAUAAACACAUCAUUGAACAGUGUAACAAAUUCGAGACAAAGACCUUUCCACAACAAAGACAAUCUUUUAGCUGAUCCAUUAAAUCAAUUUACACACUUGGAUUUAUGCAUAUCACAAGGAAGAGCAAGUGUUUACGACAAUUUGGCACCUGGAUUAAGUGCCAGUACGCCGUCGAUAUCAAAUGUAGGUAAAGACCUUAACAGAAAUGAUCAACUGAGGAGUUCUACUAGGAAUUACAAACGGAAUCUUACAAGCAGUGACUUAGGAAUAGAGUCUUGCAGUGGAUCAUCAAAUGAGGGUUUAUCAGACUUUGAGAGGGACGAUGAAAUCAACGACUUACCUGGAGACUUGUCAAUGUUACGGUCAAUUAGAAAUUCAGAAAAACAAUGUAGUGACGACAUGUCUCCAUCAUCAACAGCAGGAAGGCCAAAAGUACGGUGGCACAGCUUUGAGAAAACAUCUAAACCUGAAAUAAAUGUUGCGUAAGUUUCAGAUCAUAGUUUAUAAAUAAUUUUGUGAGCAGCAAUGCAUCUCCCAAUACAUAAUGGAUAACUAAUCUUAUUGAGGUGCUGCUGUGAUGCUUUUAAUGACCAUUGAGAUCAGACACUUCACUCACUGUAGUGAUUUUGGAUGUGUUGUGGUUCAGUUUUAUCCUUGGUUCAAAUUUUAUUUUCUUUUGUUUUGAGUAUGGGAAUGUAUGAUAAUAACAUGAGUCUGAAACAAAAGAAAAUAAGAUUUAAAUCAAGGAUAAAAUUGAACCACAACGGAUACAUCAAUUAUUAUUAGUGCAAUUUGUUUGUUUGUGAAUUUUCUUAAUGUUAAGUGAGUGAAGAAUAGCUAAUAUGAUGUUCUCUACAAUGAUAACCAUUCUCAACCACUUUUCAAUAGACAUGUCAUUGAUAUGCAGUAGUUCUCUACCAACUGGUCUUUACCAUAUCACUGGUAUUCUGCUAAAACUAAUAUCUCUUUGGUACAGAUCACCAAGAAUAUGCGACCUCACAGCAGGGCAGCUUGCAGUUCUUAGAAAAUAUUCACUUUUGAAACUUACAGCACUCAUGGAAAGACACACACAGUCUCACCGAGGCAUGUGGAAUUGGUAAGUUUGUUAAUUUUGUUACAAAAUAUUGUGUAUUUGGAUUUUAGGAGUUGGUUUAUAACAGAAAUACUCUUUUUGUUAAUGCUCGUACCACUGAUUGUAAUAUGUGUACGAAAAUCACUUGAUGUGUGUACUUUCUUUAUUUCUAGGUCAUUUCCUCACUUCUUGAAGAAACUGAAGUCACCAGAUUACAGAGGUAAUAGUCCUAAUUUACUUGUUUUAUUGUCAUAACCUGGAACAAUAAUUAUUGACAAGGCUGUGCUUCUUAGCAGCACCCGGUGGCCACUGGCGCCUAACCCGGGUAACUAGACUAGAAAAUCUUAGUUUUUCUUAGAAAUCAUGUAUAACUUUGGUCACCCUGGAUUUCACAGGUUCACAGCUCUGUGCUCUCUUCAAUAUUUUCUUAUAGCAAAGCCUUGAUUCAUUAUAUGCAAAUUACAAAUUGUGUGAUCGUGGUGUAUAAUUUAUACAUUUUGCUUGUCUUUUAGACAGAAACGUUUUUGGAGUUCCUCUCUCGGUUGUUCUCCAAAGGACUGGACAACCGCUACCAAGAUCAAUUCUCUUUGCUAUCAACUAUCUUCAAAGAUCAGGUAAUGUCACAUGUCUGCCACUAGUUGAAUUAAACUUUCUCAUGAUAGAGAAAUUACCAAUCAAGUUCUUAUCAGGUUUAACCAUUUUUUUUUCCAGCUGUCGAUGCUGUUGGUAUUUUUAGAAAGUCCGGGGGCAAACAGAGAAUAAAUCACCUCAAGGAAAUGAUUGAAGGAGAUCCAGGUACAUCUGCUGCAGAUUCAUUUUAAUUUCUGAUAAGAUCCCACUGUCAUGAUCGUCUGACUCAUUCACCCUUCCAGAUUCGCCAUUGCAGGGGAUCGACAGAUACAAAAUUCAAAUAGGGCCUCUUUUUAUUGUGUUAAUGGAUGAUAGAUAAGAGCAUUUCAUAUUUCAUAAUUGCAGAUAACACUGACUUUGAGGGUCUGUCACCCUAUGAUAUGGCUGACAUGCUCAAGCAGUACUUCAGAGAACUUCCAGAACCCAUCUUGACUUCAAAAUUAGCGGAAACAUUUAUAUCUAUUUUUUCAAGUAAGUAUAGCACGCGAAGUGUUAAGCCCACAUAUUGCACAAUUCUUUGAUAACUUUUAACCAUCAUCAAGCAAAGCAAAUAGUGAAUGUCCUCUAACUCAAAACAAUUUUCAUUGCCAUUGUGGUUACUAAUUAAUAGAAGUUUCUAUCAGCACAAUGAUAUUCAUUACAACCAUAAGGAGUUGACUACUAGAUAAUUUUUUUUAUUUAUGCCUUGGUUUUGUAUUCCUGUCCUUUACUGAUGUUGGCUAUUACUGUUAAACUCACAAAACCUGUGAACACCUGAAAAAUUUCAGGAAUGUUGAUUGUCUACUGGACAAUUACAAUAAAGUUCAGGACAUGCAAGCAAACCUCAAAACCACAAAGUAAUUACUGUUGCUGUUUGCGGUUUAGUUAGGUCGCACCUUAUUGGCUAAUUUCUCGCAACACAAUAACAUUCCAUAAAUAUUUUUGGUGUUCAUGGUUUUGUGAGUUUCACAGUAAGGGUUCCAACUGGCCAGUGAAUAUGGCUCUCACUCCUCGUUCCUCGGUGCUGGGGACUUCUUUGCCGGCUAGGUGCUAACUGGCAAAGUGGUCAGAAAUAAAAUCAAAGCAUUGUUAAUACCAAAAUGAUUAAAUCGUCAUCCUUCUGCUUGCAUGGUGGCUGAGAAUAGAGAUAAACUGUUUUUGCUGUGUAAACUUCUUCUGACUGCUCUUAACUCACCUGUUUUGCAUUUUUUAGCAUGAUUUUUUCUUCAUGUAGGGCUUAUUCAAUCGAUUUUAUCUGUUUUUGCACCUUUAGGUAUCCCUCCCAAUUCCAGAAUGGAGGCAAUGCAAGCAGCUAUUCUACUUAUGCCUGACCCUAACAGGGAAGCUCUUCAGACACUUCUCUUGUUCCUAAGUGAAGUGGCUGCCAACUCUGAAACAAAUCAGGUGAAGUUACUUUAAUUAUUGUACUGUUAAAUCAUUUGUCAAGCAACAAGUUGAUGAUCAUGAUUCAAUGAUGCGGUGGCAAUGAGAACGUCGCUUAAAAGUGGAUUUGUGUUCUUUUAGUCGUUAUCGUGAUUAUUCCUACCCACUUACUUUGUCAUAAGUAGGCAAACCCUCCUGAAGUUGAAUUCCAAGGGACCAUAUCCAAGUUCAGAAAGAGAAAAAUAUUUUGUUGUUGCUUUACUUUUCUCCAUAAAACGAUAAAUAAGGCAUUUUCAAGUUGUAGUUGUGCAAAGAAAUGUACAAAAAGUGGCAUGAAUGUGCGAAGUUGUUGGUUUUGUUUAUUAAACCUAUUGUUUUUGUUCACGUUCUCAUUGCCGUCACAUCAUUGGAUCUUAAAGUCCCUGUUAACAACUCUCUAACACAAUUGGUACUGAUGUAUCUGUUACUUCAAAGAUACAGUCAUGUAUUCUACAUCUCACUGAAGCCAGUACCAAGGCGUGCACCUUCUGUUGUUCCAAAAAGUAAACAAAUUAAUCUUUUUUCCCAUUAGAUGAAUGAGAAGAAUCUUGGCGUGUGCUUUGCUCCAUCGCUGUUCCAUUUGUGUGGUACUAAAGAAGAUCCAUCUGCUCCCAAGAGGCAAAAGAGAACACCUAUGAACAAAGCUUCCAAGGAGCUUACUGAUAACUUGGUAUGUUCCGAAACCCUGUAAAUGCUUGCUUGUCUAGAAGUUCAUAAGCAGAUCAGCGUAUAAGUUUGACUUGUGUGCUGACUAAUUUCCCAGAGGAACUUGAGGAGAGGGAGUUGUUGCUUGGGUGGGAAGGGGGGACUCACUAUUUUAACCAUUUCAUUUCCAACAAUAAAUUGUUCAAGUGAGGAAAAUUCCACAUUAAAUUAUGGAGAAUCCUACAACACAGCUUAACUAGUAUCGUGCAAAAGACUAAAGUACUACCAAAGAGGUUUUAUGACCACAUCAUAGCAUUUCUUCCAACAACAACUUCAACGUAACGUCUCACCUCUUUACCCCCUGACUACGAUUUACAAAAGAAUGUUUUUGUGCAUUGCAACCCAACAAACUGCAAAAAAUUGGUCUGUAUCGUGACGAAUUUUUAUUUUCUUGUUGUAGGCUGCACAUGAAUGCCUUGCUCAAAUGAUAACGGAAGUGGACAAGCUCUUUUCGGUAGGUUAACUUCAAAGGUGAAAUUUCUGUUGCUUCUCAAAUUUAUUCAAGCUUGCUUUUCAAAUUUUACCUCACCUCGUUCGAACGACCAUUAGUCGAGGACAAACAGCUCUCGAAAUAGACUCGAAUGCCAGUUUUGGUGUUUUUUGUUUUGUUUUUGAACGAGAGGUUUAUAAUUUUAAGCUUCUAAUGAGUGUCUCACCUUUUUGUCAGAUCCCCGAAGAUACAGUGAAGAACAGUCGGUUUUCAUACAUUGAACAAGGUGAACCCGUGUCGCUGGAUCAGCUUGGAAAAUCCAAAACAAGUUCAGACAGCGGAUAUCAAAGUUACAUCCAGUCUUGUAUUGCUGGACUACUCAAGGUAAAAACUGUAGGUACACUGUAGGUAAUCAAACAACACAAUCAUCACAAGCAAGCUUUUGUCGACCGAGCAGGAACGGAGCGGGACUUUCCCGCCAAAGCCGACCGUAGCAAGCAGGCUGCUUCCAGGGCUUUUGAUUGGCCCAUCCAAGCACUUUGCACUCUGAUUGGUUAAAAAGAAUUCGUACCAUGGAAGAUCUACACGACUCCCUCAUUUGGCAUUUUUAGUUUAGACACUGAAAUCACAAUAAUGAAAAAAAAUGUAUGAGCAUAAGUUUUAAUUCUUUUUUUUGCUUUUCCCUUUUCUUUAGGAAGCAAAAGACAAAUUCAAGGGCUGGGUAUCUCACCCAUGGUACGACAGUUCAGUAGAGAUAUCAUACAAGAAAGUUAAAGAUGGCUACCCACUUCGUCUCUGGAGAUGCACUGUAGAAGUGAAUGCCAGUCCGGAAGAUGUCAUCAGAAGAAUUCUUUACGAAAGGUAAUAAAAAUAAGUUUUAUUCAAUGGUAUAUUUAGUUCACGGGAGACUCGUAACACAGCGAGGUGAGACAAGUGACUAGAGAGGCAAAAUUUAAACUGUUCGUUCUGAUGGUAAAUGAGAUGGUUUAACAUACAUAAUAUCAUUUUUAGGCAUCUUUGGGAUGAAGACUUGGAAUCGUGGGACAUGGUCGAGAAAAUCGAUGAUCACACAGAUGUGUUUUAUUACACGACGAAAUCUAUGAUCCUUCAACCAAAACGACGUCACGUGGUGUUAAGGUAAGCAUUACAUCCUAUAUAUGGCACAGUACUCGGCAAGAGCUUUUACUCGAACAAUAACAAUUUUGUAAUUUUAGAAAGAAGUGAGAACCCUAUUGUGUCUGAGUAGACAUUGUCAAAGAAAAGUACCCUCAAAAGCGUUUUCGACGCCAAAUGUGCUACCUCACUAAAUGUAUGCUGUAUCAGUGCCAAUACCAGUAAAUUCCAUGACAGACUAAGGUUGGAAACCUUUUUAAGUGCAAAUGAGUAAAGCUGUUUCAAUCAUUUCCCCCAGCAUGACGCUACUUCCUCCUUGUUUAGCGCAAGGUCAACUGUAAGAAAUUGAUUUGGUCCAAAAACCUUGUUAUGCAUAUAGUCGUAUUGCUCGUGCUGACCGAACCUUCCCUUUACAUAACGAAGCCUUCGUUAUAACGAAACCUCGUUACAGCAAACAUAUUUUGCCACUCCCUUACAUCGAGGUUCCACUAUACCUAACCGUACUCUUCGCUUGAAGAAGACCUUCAUGGCGGCCAUUUCACCGGCCUGCACACUGGAUGAACAUAACUUUUAGUUUGUUGUAUAAAUUUAGUAUUAGCCUAAUAUCUCUUUCAGUGAGUCGUUCAAAGUAUUCACAAAGCGUGUUUUUCGUGUCCCUCAGUGCCACAGCUAUAUAUUUAUAUAUUUUUCUGUUUGUUGAAGUUGUUUCCGACUGUUUAAAUUUUUGUUUUCUGUUUGUUUCUUAGAUCAUGGACGGAUCUCGAUCGGGGUGUCUGUGCCUUGGUAUCCACAUCCAUAAAUCACCCUAAAGCUCCGCCUUCCAAUGGUGUGACUGCUAUUGUACUAGCGUCAAGGUACCUUGUGGAACCCCUGGAGAACGGCAAAUCACGACUCACGCACAUCAGCCGCGUCGAUCAAAGGUUAGCAAAGUGCAAAUUUGUUUGAAAAAAAAAAGAGAUCUAGAGUUUUACCACUAAACCCCUGCAACUCACAGAUGCAAAUAAUUAAAGAAUAAAAUUGUAGAAGUACUAAAAUCAAAACAAAUGGCAUCUUACAUGUACAAAAUUACGGUUAUAAAUGUUCUUUUGAAUGGACACACCAUAGGAUUUGGUCCACAGACUCAAAAGUUAGAACUACAUGCGAAACCAUUUUACCCGUGUAAAAGUACAGCCGUAGAGAUUUCAUUUAAAUUGUCACAUAAAAAUAUAACGUGAUCAACUAAUACGUUAGGCUCGAUUUCCGCCGUCUCCCGGGUCCGGUCUUUAGUAAAACGGCGUUUGCUUAUCACUGCGGAUCUGAUCAUGAAAAGUAUGUCGACAUACAAUUUUGGCACAACUGCUAACUGUUUAAAACAAAAAAGGCGGCCUCUUUUCCCCGAGAUAAGUUUAACACGUUCUUAUUACCACUGUUCAUCUAUGCUCUAAUAACAAAGAAACGAAAAUAUUUUAAUCUCUCUAGAAAACGGAGCCGAUCGCAUAUUAUCCGAGUCUCUCGGAUCUCUAGAAUGUCAGGUCCUUAUAGAAAUCCCGCGCCCACGCGUUUCCUAGUAACAUUUCGAUCAUUUUUGAUCUGCGUGUGAAAAUGUCGCUGCAAGAAAUUACAUUUACUUUUCAAUCAAUCGGUUCAAUUUUGAGCUCGCAGAGUAGGUACUAUGUGUGAUAGCAAAUAACUUCCGCUAACAAGUGAGGUCAGCUGCUAAUAAUCAUUCAUUAAUAUACCUCAUUCAAAUUCAUGACAUUUCCACUCCAUUUGAAAAGCUUCCGAAAACAUGGUCUUUCAUUUUUUUCCUCCGCCCUUUAUAAGUUUUCCGGUUAAAAGGCGUCGUUCUCUUCGGAUGGUAAAGAGUGGAUUAUUUGUGGUUUAUUUCCUGAACAAAACGUGAAAACGUUCAAAAGACAUCCACCCAAAGCUUCAAAGUGAAUGGGCCGAUCGAGCACCUAGUUUUCGACUUCUGUGUUCAAGGAUUUUGGCGGAGGAGGGGGUAACCUGCGAUCAGACGGUCCUUCUUCCCUUUAUCUUUAGGAGGUGUUCGCCGACUUUCGCGCUCUCCCGAAAUAAAGCAAGCCUGAUCGCUGGUUAGGGAGGGGUCUCCUGCUCGAACCCCCCGCCACCCCUUCAAAAUACAAAGGAUCAUUGAGGGCUCUGCCAACCCAACCCCCUGUGGAAGCAAUAAUGCAUGAUGUUAGAGAACGAAAAAUUAUUGCUCGAGACUAAGAAGUAUUAGUAUUGAAGACGGUUAAUAUUUUUGUUUUUGUUCAGGGCAAGAACACCAGAUUACUACAGCAAAGCACUUGGACCAUUUUUGGCUUCAUCUGUGGCGAAAGUACGGGACACUUUUCAGUGUGGCUCAGAUGGACUGGAAACUAAUGUAUAACGCAGUCGUCAAGUGGCGUAGAAUUUGGGGUUGAGUCUCGAAACGAGACUUCAGUUCCUGACUGCUGAGAACAAGGCGGAAAGAGUUUAACACAGUCUAAACUGAACGCAUUUAAAGGAUGGACAAAAAAACUCCAUGUGAAAUUUGCAGCUGGCGCCUGUAUCUCUGAUCAGGUCUUGGUCUUGGUUUCGUUUGGUUUGAUUGGUUGGCGAACGUUACAAGAACUUUAGAAUCAACCAAGUACCGAACAUCACUGAAGACUUAAGAAACAAAAUAAACUCUAUCAUAACAAACUUUUCAAACUUUGAUGAUUCCCAGGGGUAAACAAAAGUAAAGGACAAAAAGUAACUUUGAAAAAAAAGAAAACUUGACUGUCACACAAGGAAAAGUGUUGUGGAACCAAAGUGGAAGCCCACUGACUUAAACCCGAUGACAAAUGCACUUGUUCUGAGAGAAUAUAAUUUUUAAAAGAUGUACAGAGUAUUUAAAGAAGUCUACAUUCGCAAUCCACUCGUGUUUUCACGUCGAUUCGCACAAGUCGUCGGUUGUCACCUACGAAUUUUAGAAGGGAAUUUUGUGAACUAGAAGCGUUAAAGAAAAUUUGGUAGAUAAUUUUAUGAAAGAAAAAACAUAUUUCUGAAAAAUAAAGGUUUAUUUAUCACUUUGCGGCAGUAAAGCCGAGAAUACAAAGCCAAGUCAAGAUUUUUGUUGUAUGUCUUUUCAUAGUUGGCUGUAACAGUUGGUAAAGACCAUUUUUAUAAACAUUUUCGUAAGGUUUCAAGGUUUUUGUAUGUUUAAUUGCUAUGAAUAUCACAAAAUGAUCUUUUAGCAUAAGAUGUAAAUUAUGCAGUUGCUCUUUCUUUGUUAAUUUAUUACCCUUUGCGAAAAAUAUUCACAAAGUUCUAAUAUAUACUGUACUAAAUCACAUGAUCACCGAAGGGAAGGUAAAAGCAA
This is a messenger RNA of Porites lobata, 13499 nucleotides long. NCBI's taxonomy places the organism in Eukaryota, Metazoa, Cnidaria, Anthozoa, Scleractinia, Poritidae. The record is from the annotation of a GenBank genome assembly.